CGCGCUACCUGGUCUUUACUCCAUUUUAGGGUUCUUGGAGGGGAUUUGUAGGUUAUCUAUUGCCCGCGCGAUCGCUGCGGUCGCCCGGGAGACGGCGCUGGGGUAGCCUUGAUCGGCAUUCUUGGAGUUCUUGGAGCUGGACAAGGUAAUGGGAAUUUCUGGGCCUUCUCCGCCGGCAAGUCGCAUUGACAACGAAAGUUUUCGCGCUCUCCGGGAUGUCCUUGGCAGCGAUGUGUGCGACAUGGAUCUCGUUCACGCGCUACACUUGUCGAGGAACGAUCUCCAAAUGGCCGCGCACAUUGUGCUUGAGACUCCGGGUUUUAGAAAUAGGAAGAAGCAGGGUGCGGUUUCUUCGACAAACAGUGCCAAGGCGAGGAGCCCCAGCGUUGGGAAAUCGUCGAUGACAGGGAGCUCUACCGUGACAACGAACUCUGCGGCAAAACCUUCCAGUGGAUCGCCAAGAACUCCCGCAAAAGCUGAGGCUGGUAGGACAACAAUGAGUGCCGAGGUGAGCACUGAUAGCGGAACAGGAAACUUAGAUGAUUCGGGAGUAGAAAAUGGAGGCAACGAAGUAGAUAGUGAAGCCAACGAUGGUAAGGUUGGAGGAGGGACCAAAAAGAGAAAGGCUGAAGGAGCAAAGAAUGCCGAGGUGAAGGAAACAGAUGCCAAGGCGGUCGAGAGCUCCGGUGAGGCUGCCAGGGGAGAUGGCGAGUCUGUUUCUAGCGCCUUAGCAGGGCUUUCGAUCGGAGAUUGUCCCUUGGAUUCCCGAAAGCUCGCGAUAAAGCUAGAUACUGUGGACGCUGGUUGUGAUUCCGUGAGAGCUGAAGCUUCGGAUUUUUCGGUGAAGAUCGAAGCUCGUUGUGAUGUAGAUGGCUCGGUGAAGAUGGAGACUGGUUUCGAUUCUGCGAAAGUCGAAGCUUCAAAUGGCUCAGUGAAGAUGGAGAGUGGUUUGGAUUCUGCGAAAGUCGAAGCUCCAAAUGGCUCAGUAAAGAUGGAGAGUGGUUUGGAUUCUGUGAAAGUCGAAGCUCCAAAUGUCUCGCUGAAGAUGGAACCGGGUUCUGUGAAAGUCGAAACUCCAGAAGAUGGUAAAGCUGCCUAUUCAUCUGGAGCUAAGGUUGCUCCAUUAACCUCUCCAUUAGCCAGUUGUACAGAAAAGCACUCGGUUGUUUUAGAUGCAGAGAGGUGGUGGCUCCUCGAAGAGACAGAAGUCGCUGGUUACUCGACUUCCAGAGGAUCCCGAAUUGGUGCUGGUGAUUUCGUGUCCUUCAACUUUCCCAAGCCUGUAGCUGAAAGUAAGAAGAAGUCCUUCGAACACAAGAAGCCUUGGGCUCGGCAGAAAGCAAGCUCCGACAUUGUAAGGUUCUCAACAAAAACUUCAGGAGAGAUAGGACGGCUUCCAGCUGACUGGGCCAAGUGUCUAAUACCUUUGGUUCGCUCGAAUAAAAUAAACAUACUGGGGAGGUGCAAAAUGGCACCAGAGGCACUCUCUCUUAUGAGCAGCAUAGUUCUCGAUUUGAGAGUUUACAUCAAUAAGUCGUUAUUUGUGAAAUACAAGAGAACAGUAUCGAUUGAAGAGACAACUUUUCGCCCUCUUCCGUCGUUGAUGGAGCUUUUAAAGAUGACUCCUCUUAGAAAGGCCCAGUUUACGCCAGAAGAUUUAAAUGUCUACACUUGUCGACGUCCAGAGGUAGUUUUAAGCCUGAUCAUGUGUGAGACAAUCUGCGACUUUUUUUUUAAACAGGAAGGGCCACCUUCAAAGCGUUCAAAAGUCGAGCAGAAGGAUACUGAAGAUAUGCCCGAUUCGGAGGUCGAUCAUGUGGUUGGCACCAGUGACAGUCGCGAACUGAAGGAAAUGGAGGAACCUGAAGGUCUAGAAUGCAAGCUGAGGCCUUACCAAAAGCAAGCUUUGUUUUGGAUGUCUCAACUGGAAGAUGGUGUCACUCAGGGAGACGCUGCUAAAGCUCUUCAUCCUUGCUGGUCUGAAUACCGUAUUGCGGAUAGACGAGCCUCUUCUUUUUACGUGAAUUCUUUUUCUGGCGAGGCAACACUGGACUUUCCUAGCGCACUCCAGGCUUCAAGAGGAGGGAUUCUCGCUGAUGCUAUGGGGCUUGGUAAAACGGUCAUGACAAUAUCUCUUUUGCUCUGCAAUCGCCGCAAAGGAUGUAAUACCUCUCAGGUGCAGCCAACAGUGGGAAAAACGAAGUCCUUUAAAAGUUCAAGUGUUCCAAAGGAGGGUGGCACUCUUAUAAUCUGUCCCAUGACUUUGCUUAGUCAAUGGCGGUCAGAGCUUGAAACGCACGUAUCUUCUGGCACUUUCUCUGUUUAUGCUUAUUAUGGACCUGAUAGAUCAAGAGAUUCCAAAACUCUCUCUAAGUACGAUGUUGUCCUGACUACCUAUGGCGUUGUUCAGUCGGAAUGCAACAAUAGCGGAGACGACGGACCAAUCCAUAACGUGAAUUGGUUUAGAGUUGUAUUAGACGAGGCUCAUUCUAUCAAGGCAAAUAAGUCUCGCGUUGCUCAGGCUGUUUUCAAGCUUGUGGCAGACCGCAGAUUGUGCCUGACUGGGACUCCUGUGCAAAACAAGCUCGAGGAUAUGUACAGUCUUUUCCAUUUUCUCCGGGUUGAACCGUGGUGCAACUGGGGAUGGUGGUAUAAGCUAAUUCAGAAGCCUUACGAAGAGGGGGAUGAGCGCGGAUUGAAACUUCUGCAGGCUAUUUUGAAGCCUUUAAUGCUUCGGAGAACAAAAGAUUCAACUGACAAAGAAGGAAGGCCAAUUCUUGUGCUCCCACCAGCUCAAUGUGAAGUUAUUGAAUGCAACCUAUCCGAGUCUGAGCGUGAUUUUUAUGAUGCCCUUUACCACAGAUCCAAGGUAAAAUUCGAUCAGUUCGUUCAAGAAGGUAAAGUUCUUCAUAACUAUGCGUCAAUACUCGAACUCCUACUUCGAUUACGGCAAGCUUGUGAUCAUCCUUUUCUUGUUCUGAGCCGUGGCGACACUGAAGACUACGCGGACCUUGGAAAGUUGGCUAGACGUUUCUUGGACAAGAACUCCUCCCAGGUCCCUUCGACGGCUUAUGUGAAAGAAGUGGUUGAUGAUAUUCGUAAAGGGGACACUGCUGAAUGUCCAAUUUGCUUGGAAAUGCCAGAGGACGCAGUUCUUACACCAUGUGCUCACCAAAUGUGCCGUGAGUGCCUAUUUAAUAGCUGGCGUACUAGCGCCGGAGGUCCCUGUCCAAUAUGCAGGCGUUCUUGUACUAAACAGGAACUUAUAACUGUACCUACGAGUAACCGGUUCCGAGUAAAUGUCGAGGAACAGUGGAAGGAGUCGUCCAAAGUCGAGGCCCUUCUGCAGCAGCUGGAAACGUUGCGUGAGUCGAAAAGCGUUGUUUUUAGUCAGUGGACAGCGUUUCUCGACUUGCUAGAGAUACCAUUGAAACGGAAGAACUUCCGUUUUGUCCGCUUGGACGGAACAUUGUCGCAGCAUAAGCGAGAACAAGUGCUGAAAGACUUCAGCAAUAUUCCAGACGUGGCCGUCAUGCUCAUUUCUCUCAAGGCAGGAGGCGUGGGACUCAACCUGACGGCCGCAUCGAACGCUUUUCUCAUGGAUCCUUGGUGGAAUCCUGCCGUGGAAGAACAAGCCAUAAUGAGAAUCCACCGUAUCGGCCAGACUCAAAACGUAUCGAUCAAGCGAUUCAUCGUCAAAGACUCGGUGGAGGAGAGAAUGCAACAAGUCCAAGCGAGGAAGCAGCGAUUGAUCGCCGGAGCUCUUACAGACGAAGAGGUGCGAAGCGCUCGAAUCGAGGAGCUCAAGAUGCUAUUUAGAUGAGAAGAAAGAACACAAGAGGAAGUCUGCGCAUUGUUUAACUUACCAAAGUUUUGUUAAUAUACAUAGAAAUGGGAAUAUCAUAGCAUAGCGUGGCAUAUUCUUCGGA
Selaginella moellendorffii is the source of this 3929-nucleotide messenger RNA. RefSeq names its product DNA repair protein RAD5A. The record is from RefSeq and is a predicted model, not a curated record. The transcript is spliced from 19 exons. Bases 149 to 3823 code for a protein of 1224 amino acids. Gene Ontology annotation, molecular function: ATP-dependent chromatin remodeler activity; nucleic acid binding; ATP binding. Lineage: Eukaryota; Viridiplantae; Streptophyta; Lycopodiopsida; Selaginellales; Selaginellaceae.